Messenger RNA from Fraxinus pennsylvanica, 1998 nucleotides. The record is from the annotation of a GenBank genome assembly. NCBI's taxonomy places the organism in Eukaryota, Viridiplantae, Streptophyta, Magnoliopsida, Lamiales, Oleaceae.
AUGGAAUCAAGGGCUGAGCGACGUAUUAAAGCAAUUCAAGGACAUUUGGUUCCCGCUACCGAUGAAUCAUUAAUAAGGAUCUCUGCAAAUCCCACCGCCGGCGAAUUCUUUAAAGGUCAGAGGUAUAGUGUAGUUAUUCCUGAGAAAUUGCAGACCGGUAAAUGGAAUGUAUACAGAUCCGCACUUUCUCCUUUGAAGCUUGUUGACAGUUUUCCAAAUCAUGCUGAAAUCGUCACAUUGCAUGAUAACUUUGUGCACGCAGUUGAAACUUUCCAGGAUUACAAAUACUUGGGUACACGUAUUCGGAUUGAUGGAACCAUAGGAGAAUACAAAUGGAUGACAUAUGGAGAGGUAGGCAUUGCUCGAUCAGCACUAGGCUCAGGACUCCGCCAUUUUGGACUACAACCAGGAGCUUGCAUUGGACUUUACUUUAUAAAUAGACCAGAAUGGUUGAUUGUUGAUCAUGCCUGCUCUGCAUAUUCGUUCACUUCAGUUCCUUUAUACGAUACGCUUGGUCCUGAAGCUGUUAAGUUUAUUGUGAAUCAUGCUGAUGUACAGGCCAUAUUUUGUGUGACCAGUACUCUAAACACUUUGCUAAGCUUCCUAUCGGAGAUUCCAUCUGUACGCAUAAUAGUGGGCCAAAGUAAUAUAUAUCCAUUUUGCCCUCCCAAGCCUGAAGACAUAGCCACUAUAUGCUAUACUAGCGGUACUACCGGGACACCAAAGGGAGUUGUUUUGUCACACAGCAACUUGAUUGCAAGUAUUGCAGGCGCGACCCUUUCAAUCAAAUUUCAUCCCUCAGACAUAUAUAUAUCCUAUCUUCCCCUGGCACACAUCUAUGAACGAGCUAAUCAGAUUUUGUCAGUGUACUAUGGUGUAGCUGUUGGCUUCUACCAGGGGGAUAACAUGAAGUUGAUGGAUGAUUUAGCUGCUUUAAGACCCACAAUAUUUUCCAGUGUUCCUCGACUAUACAACAGAAUAUACGCUGGGAUAGCCAAUGCUGUAAAGACUUCCGGUGUUCUAAAGGAGAGGCUAUUUAAUGCAGCCUACAAUUCAAAGAAGCAAGCUGUAAUGAGUGGUAGAAAACCAUCACCAAUGUGGGAUAGAUUGGUCUUCAAUAAAAUAAAAGACAAACUUGGAGGGCGUGUCCGUCUGAUGACUUCAGGUGCUUCACCACUGUCUCCUGAUGUCAUGGAGUUUUUAAGGGUAUGCUUUGACUGUCCACUUCUUGAAGGAUAUGGUAUGACAGAGACUUCAUGUGUCAUUAGCUCUAUGGACGAAAGUGACACCUUAACUGGUCAUGUUGGUUCUCCCAAUCCUGCUUGUGAAAUAAAGCUGGUAGAUGUUCCUGAGAUGAAUUACACUUCAGAAGAUCUACCACAUCCUCGUGGGGAGAUCUGUGUUAGAGGUCCCACCAUUUUCCAAGGCUAUUACAAAGAUGAAGUCCAGACGAGAGAAGUAAUUGAUGAUGAAGGUUGGCUGCACACAGGGGAUAUUGGAUUAUGGCUACCCGGUGGACGUCUUAAGAUUAUUGAUAGGAAAAAGAACAUUUUUAAGUUGGCCCAGGGCGAGUACAUAGCACCAGAGAAAAUUGAGAAUGUAUACGCCAAGUGCAAAUUUGUUGUGCAGUGCUUCGUGUAUGGUGAUAGCUUGAACUCCAGUUUAGUUGCAGUAGUCUGUGUGGAGCCAGAUGUGUUAAAGGAUUGGGCCACAUCAGAAGGCAUUAAGUAUGAAGAUUUAGGGCAACUAUGCAAUGAUCCGAGAGCAAGGGCUGCCGUUCUUGCUGAGAUGGAUGCUGUAGGAAAGGAAGCUCAGUUGAGAGGUUUCGAAUUCGUGAAAGCUGUCACCUUGGUGAUUGAGCCAUUUACAUUAGAGAAUGGAUUGUUAACUCCGACAUUUAAGAUAAAGAGGCCCCAAGCGAAGGCCUACUUCGCCAAAGCAAUAUCUGACAUGUAUGCCGAGCUUUCAACAUCUGAUGCACCAAAAAGGAUGCUAUGA